Molecule: messenger RNA, 341 nt
Organism: Medioppia subpectinata
Lineage: Eukaryota; Metazoa; Arthropoda; Arachnida; Sarcoptiformes; Oppiidae
Source: the annotation of a GenBank genome assembly
AUAUUUAUUAAUAUUAAAUUAAACCAUAAUAAUUAUACCACAGAACAUACCCUGUAUUAAUAUAGCGAUGCGAGCAUUAUUUUUAACCAUGUUGAUAGUCUUAUCACUGACCGGCAUAUCCUACACCCAGAGGUGCAUUAACGGUCAUUAUAAUCGAUGCGGUAGCGCGUGUCCCAUAACGUGUCAAAACCAAAGUCGACCCCCGUUUGCCUGUACCUACCAGUGUAUCCCCGGCUGUACCUGCAAUGCCGGGUACGUGCGUCGGGAUAGACUCAGUCACCACUGUGUCCGACCCCGUAGUUGUCCCCGAUUUGGCUGAUAAACAGUUGACAUUUGCUGAU